AUGUCGGCUUUGCGAAGUGGUAUCAAGAACAGUAGCAGCCUUGGACUAGUCGUGAAGCCAGUUUGGACUGGUGGCGUAUCUGGAUCAACAGCGGCUCGCUUGAGCGGCAAUCUCCGGCUUUUCCAACCAAAGACGACCAUCAUGGCCGCUACACGGUCAUUGUCGACUCAGGUCUCGCCUCUCCAAAGCACCCAUCCUAGGCCAUCGCCGCCAACCCAAGCGACUGUGUUGGGGAAUGCGUCCCGAAAAUAUAGCCAGACAGCUAGACGCUCUACACCAGAGGCAGCUCUCAAACCUGGGGCCAACGGCUAUGCUGCGGACAUCGCUGAGGCUACGGCAGUAGCCCAGCAGCCGAUCAUUCACGAUGUCUAUGAGAGCAAGACAGGCACAUGGCAAUAUAUUGUCGUCGACCCUUCCACCAACAAGGCCGUGAUUAUCGAUCCUGCGUUGGACUACGAUCCAGCGACGCAGACCAUCACCUUUACGACCGCUGAUGCACUCCUUUCUCUGGUCCGUGAGAAGGGCUACAUCGUUGAUAUGAUUCUCGAAACCCACGCUCACGCAGACCACCUGACAGCAGCAUCGUACCUGCAAAGCCGUCUUGAGCAGGAGCAAGGCGAUCGGCCUUUCAUUGGCAUCGGAAAGCGCAUUGGACAGGUGCAGAAAUUGUUUGGCCAGAAAUACGGGGUCCCAGUGGAGGAGAUGGAAGGUGCUUUCGAUAAGCUUUUUGACGAUGACGAGGUCUUCCACGUUGGCAAUCUUGAAGCUACGGCUUUGCACCUCCCCGGUCAUACACCAGAUCAUUUAGGAUAUAAGAUUGGAGAUCAUGUGUUCUGUGGCGACUCCCUGCUGAACGUUGACAUCGGCACAGCGCGCUGUGACUUCCCCGGUGGAAGUGCACAAGACCUGUUCAAGUCAGGACGACGACUUUUAAGCUUGCCCGACCAUGUCAAAAUCUGGAACGGCCAUGACUACCCGUCGUCUACACGCACCGACCCGGUGCCUUACGUGACGGUUGGAAGCCACAGAGAGCACAACAAACACUUGAUGGACGGCGCAACAGAGGACCAGUAUGUCUCUUUACGGCGGCAGCGAGAUGCAACCAUGGGAGAGCCAAGAUUACUUCACCAGUCACUCCAGAUCAAUAUUAGAGGAGGACGACUACCUGAACCGACGGAAUCGGGGCAACGCUUCGUGCAUCUACCUCUCAAGAUGCUGGUUGAGGAAUGGUGA
Messenger RNA from Exophiala aquamarina CBS 119918, 1233 nucleotides. RefSeq lists its product as uncharacterized. Lineage: Eukaryota; Fungi; Ascomycota; Eurotiomycetes; Chaetothyriales; Herpotrichiellaceae. Gene Ontology annotation, molecular function: sulfur dioxygenase activity. The record is from RefSeq and is a predicted model, not a curated record. Bases 1 to 1233 code for a protein of 410 amino acids. Gene Ontology annotation, biological process: glutathione metabolic process; hydrogen sulfide metabolic process. The transcript has 2 exons.